UUUCAUUUUUCACAAUGGAAACCGAGGAAGAAAAAAUAGAAGAGAGCCCAGCGCCUCCUCUUUUGGCACUGAAUCAUGUGUCUAGGCUAUGUAGGAACGUUAAGGAGUCCAUUGAUUUCUACACCAAGGUUCUGGGUUUUGUGUUAGUUGAACGGCCUCCUGCUUUAGAUAAUUUUGAUGGUGCUUGGUUGUUCAAUUAUGGGGUUGGGAUUCACUUGGUGCAGUCCGAGGACGAAGACAGGUUGCCUUCUGACACCCACCAUUUGGAUCCCAUGGACAACCAUAUUUCUUUCCAGUGUGAAGAUAUGGAAGAAAUGGAGGGAAGAUUGAAAGAGUUCAACACCAAGUACAUUAAGAGGACAAUGGAGGAUGGAAAUGGGACAAAGAUCGACCAGCUCUUUUUCAACGACCCAGAUGACUUCAUGGUUGAAAUAUGUAAUUGUGAGAAUGUUAAGCUUGUUCCUGCUGGAUCUAUGGGAAAGAGAAAGCUCCCGUUUGAUCACCACAAUCCUCCGGUGGAUUUGAACAACUAGACAAUUCAAGCGAUUGCAAACAUUUAUUUCU
Messenger RNA from Hibiscus syriacus, 564 nucleotides. Its product is annotated as lactoylglutathione lyase-like. Lineage: Eukaryota; Viridiplantae; Streptophyta; Magnoliopsida; Malvales; Malvaceae. The transcript is spliced from 2 exons. Bases 15 to 533 code for a protein of 172 amino acids. The record is from RefSeq and is a predicted model, not a curated record.